Messenger RNA from Acromyrmex echinatior (Panamanian leafcutter ant), 1360 nucleotides. It is a transcript of the gene Rab7, whose product is annotated as RAS oncogene family member Rab7. Gene Ontology annotation, molecular function: GTPase activity; GTP binding. Lineage: Eukaryota; Metazoa; Arthropoda; Insecta; Hymenoptera; Formicidae. The record is from RefSeq and is a predicted model, not a curated record. Gene Ontology annotation, cellular component: late endosome; phagocytic vesicle; lysosome. Gene Ontology annotation, biological process: endosome to lysosome transport; phagosome-lysosome fusion.
UGAUAAUGAAAGAUUAAUCUGUCUCGUCAUUUUUUGUAACAGAAUGCGUAAAAUUAAGGAAACACAUCGAUAUAUUAUGACAUAUUAUGAUAUUCAUAGCUUACGUUAUUAUCAUCGCUUGCGUUAUGUCCGUUACGAUACAAAAAAGGGAUGAACUGAAAUGAGCUACAAAUUCAAAUGUCACAUCGUCACAGUCGUGCUUCUAAAUUUCGACCAAUCGCGAUAGGUCGGCUCGAUCGUGCGUGCGCGGAGGUCGACGCGUCUCCACAUUUAUGCGAGUGAUCGAUAUAUCGCAUGAACCUCCGUAUCGACCUCUCGAAAGUCAGAAGACGCACGCCGCUGUCGUCGGAAAUAAUGCACUCGAUUGCACUCGGUCGAUAAGGGAGGCGAGGCGAACAGGUGACGACAUCGUUGUCAUACUCGUGAUUUCAUAACACGCCAUUUUCUUUGUGUGAAGCGCUGGAGCGCGGAGGUGUUUUCACAGGCCGUGUUCCCUGACGAGUUCCCCAGCAAGUAUGGCAUCUCGCAAGAAAGUUUUGCUGAAAGUAAUUAUCCUUGGGGAUUCGGGAGUUGGGAAAACUUCUUUAAUGAAUCAAUAUGUCAAUAAGAAGUUUAGCAACCAAUAUAAAGCGACAAUAGGGGCAGAUUUUUUGACUAAGGAAGUGAUGGUAGAGGAUAGAAUAGUAACUAUGCAGAUUUGGGAUACCGCUGGACAGGAGAGGUUUCAAUCGUUAGGAGUGGCUUUUUAUAGAGGCGCAGACUGUUGUGUACUGGUAUUUGAUGUAUCUGCUCCAACUAGCUUCAAAUCUCUAGAUUCAUGGAGGGAUGAAUUUUUAAUUCAAGCCUCGCCUCGAGAUCCAGACAACUUUCCGUUUGUCGUGCUCGGGAACAAAGUAGAUCUUGAAUCAAGAGCAGUCUCAAGCAAGAGAGCACAACAGUGGUGUCAAUCAAAGAACAAUAUUCCAUAUUUUGAAACUAGUGCAAAAGAGGCUAUCAAUGUCGAGCAAGCUUUCCAAACGAUAGCUAAGAAUGCUUUAGCUCAAGAAAGUGAAGUCGAACUUUACAAUGAAUUCCCGGAUCAAAUCAAAUUGACCAAUGACCAAAGAAGCAAUGGUAGAAGUGAUUCAUGUGCUUGCUAGGUCUUGGAACAGUGGUAAUAUCUCAAAUGACUAAUAAAGAAUGCACAGGUCAGAUACACUCACAUCACCUGCGGCAUAAAGGACGCGGAGAAUAUAUUGCGAUGAGCUUUAUGUGUGCAGGAAGUUAUAAAAUUUCUUUCUUUAUCUCAACAUGUUAUUAUACAAUCUUCCUCUGUGUCCAUAAAACAAAAAAAACCGUCUCAAUAUAAUUCUCAAUAUAA